Bradysia coprophila is the source of this 626-nucleotide messenger RNA. RefSeq names its product small ribosomal subunit protein eS24. Gene Ontology annotation, molecular function: structural constituent of ribosome. The record is from RefSeq and is a predicted model, not a curated record. Gene Ontology annotation, biological process: translation. Gene Ontology annotation, cellular component: ribosome. NCBI's taxonomy places the organism in Eukaryota, Metazoa, Arthropoda, Insecta, Diptera, Sciaridae.
AUGGAGGAAGAAACUUCAACACGCCAUGUUGCCUUUCCCCUUCUUUUUAAUUUUUUUGUCUACGAAACAGGACGGUUUCGCAUAUUUGAAAGCGUUUUUAAAAGAACGACAGCCGCAUAAUGUCAGCUUCAACUGCAACUAUUCGUACGAGAAAGUUCAUGACUAACCGUCUGCUAUGCCGUAAGCAAAUGGUAUGCGAUGUUCUACAUCCCGGUUUGUCGUCUGUCAAAAAAACUGAAAUCCGCGAGAAACUGGCCGCUAUGUACAAAGUGACACCGGAUGUUGUCUUUGUAUUCGGGUUCAGAACAAAUUUCGGUGGUGGACGUUCAACGGGAUUCGCUUUGAUCUACGAUACAUUGGAUCUUGCAAAGAAAUUCGAACCAAAACAUCGAUUGGCUCGCCAUGGUUUGUACUCUAAAGUGAAACAGACACGCAAACAACGUAAAGAACGUCGCAACAGAAUGAAGAAGGUCCGUGGUACCAAGAAAGCAAAGGUCGGCCAAGCUGUUAAGAAAUAAUCGCAUUGAAAUUUCUGGGUUAUUUUCAUACAUUUUUGUUGGUACAUUGGUUUUGAAAAUGUAGAAAUUCCAUUCAAUAAAAGUGUAUUCCACGGAAGUGACACCAUA